Molecule: messenger RNA, 4894 nt
Organism: Lutzomyia longipalpis
Lineage: Eukaryota; Metazoa; Arthropoda; Insecta; Diptera; Psychodidae
Gene: MED14
Product: mediator of RNA polymerase II transcription subunit 14
Exons: 8
Coding region: 196-4686 (1496 amino acids)
Biological process (GO): regulation of transcription by RNA polymerase II
Cellular component (GO): core mediator complex; mediator complex
Molecular function (GO): transcription coregulator activity
Source: RefSeq, a predicted model, not a curated record
UUCUUCUUCUUUUUCCCCAGACGUCAAUUUGUCAACUAAAAAGCCUUCGGCUGCUCAAAAAGAUUGUUUUUAUGGCCAAAAAAUUGGAAAUUAUCGCAAAAUAAACACAAAAGUGGGUAAUUGGAUUGCCAAUCAAUCCGUAGAGAGUGUAAGAGUACAAUUUUUGUGGCAAAAAAGAGUGCAAACAGCAGUGUAAUGCCACCCCAUCCCCUGGAAGGGGGAGCACCUGUCAAUUUUAUGCCGUCGUCAGGUCAGGAGCCCCGUGGGGGCUCUAUUUCCCUCGCUAUCCUCAUUGAUUUCAUCAUCCAACGAACUUAUCAUGAGUUGACGGUGUUGGCGGAGCUCCUCCCCCGGAAAACGGACAUGGAGCGGAAGAUUGAGAUCUACAACUUCUCCGCCCGUACGCGGCAGCUCUUCAUACGUCUUCUAGCUUUGGUAAAAUGGGCCAAUUCAGCGUCAAAAGUGGACAAAUCUGCACAGAUUAUGAGCUUCUUGGAUAAACAAUCAAUGCUCUUCGUGGAGACGGCCGAUAUGCUGGCACGAAUGGCUCGAGAAACUCUAGUUCAUGCUCGUUUGCCCACGUUCCACAUCCCAGCUGCUGUGGAAAUUCUCACAACAGGCACAUAUGGGCGGCUUCCGGCAUGCAUUCGGGAGAAGAUUGUUCCCCCGGAUCCGAUAACUUUGAGUGAGAAGCGUCAAACGCUGCAGCGACUCAAUCAAGUGAUUCAGCAUCGAUUGGUGACGGGAAGUCUCAUGUCGCAAAUGAGGAAAUUCAAAAUUGACGCCGGGAGGGUGACUUUCCGGAUUGAGCAUGAGUUUGAAGUGUCCUUAACGGUUAUGGGGGAUGGGCAGAAUGUACCAUGGCGUUUGCUGGACAUUGAUAUCCUUGUUGAAGACAAGGAGACUGGCGAUGGGAAGCCCCUUGUGCACGUUCUCCAAGUCAAUUACAUUCAUCAACUCAUUCAGGCACGUCUUGUGGACAAUCAGAAUGCCCUUGCGGAGGUCUACAAUUGCCUCCACUUCUUCUGCCAAUCCCUCCAACUUGAGGUUCUCUACACACAAACACUGCGUCUCAUUCGGGAUAGAUUGCACGAAAUGAUUUAUGUGGAUGAAUACAUUCCGGGAAGUAAGCUCACCGUCUCCUACUGGCGAGAGCUCACCAAUAAAGAUCCUAAAUCAGAGCUGGGAUACAGGCUUACAGUGCAAACGGACCCAAAUGACACGGCAAGACCCCUUUCGGUCUUCCACAUUCCCUCAAUCGGAAAUAAAGAAUCAUCUGAGGUGGCAGAUCGUGCAGUUCGAUCGGAUCUCCUUUCAAUGGAACGUCUUCUCGUCCACACGGUCUACGUACGUUCAUUGGCACGUCUUAAUGAGAUAAAAGUGGAAUUUCAGACUUUCCUCAAAGAUGUGGAUUGUCACCUUCAGGGUACACCUGCAAUCCUUACUGUACCCAUCCUCAGCCCCUGCCUUCGUGCUGAGCAAGUUCACAUCACCGUUGAUACGCACACAGGGAUAUUCCACUGUCACGUUCCGAAGCACCUGGAAUGCCCGAUAAUCCCAGAUCUUCAGGCAGCUCUCAACAAUGACUACACAAAGCUCCCACAUCUUAUAUCCGAGCUGAGGUAUUGGAUCACCCAGAGACGCUGUGAGAAGACUCUUCAGCAUCUUCCAGCAACACCACAUGAAUUUCUCCCCCUAAUACACGAUGCUGAGCACCCAAUUACGAAAAUUGGGCGUCACAAGGUAUUUGUUAAGCUCCAUCGGCACCCAAAUGUAAUCCUCGUGCUGGAGAUGCGAGAGAAAGCUUCAAUAGUCAGUGAGAUGGAGUACAACUUCUUCCUUGUCUAUGUUAAGCCAACAAGAACGGAGAAUGUUGAUGCAGCUGAUGAAAACAAUGAGCCUGAUGUGCCAAAAAUGUUUCUCAAAGUUCUCAAUUUCAUUGAAUUUGACACCUUUGUUACCACCCACAGUCCGGGUACGUAUCUCGAUGAAUCCGUGGGGAAUAAGAGGAAGAGUUCGCAGCAAGAUGGAGGUCCAGCAGCUAAGCAACAGAAGACAAUUUAUCCAGCAUACUUUAUACCUGAACUUGCUCAUGUUGUAGCCAUGUGCGAUGAGAAGCUUCCAUUUGUAACGUUUGCACAAGAACUUUCAAAACGCAAAAUUCCACACGGAGGACUACAAGUUGAGGCAAAUGCAACGUCUUUGGUACUCAAAUUACUAACUCUGCCGAAACCAAUUCCACCGCAAGUGGACAAUAAGACAAUUUCCACGCCAAUUGUCGACAAUACGGUGUGGAAUGCUUUGCUAAAGCGUCUCCUUUCGGUGGCUGUGAGAGCUCAAGUUAAUCGUCACACCACACGUCUGUGGACAGUUGAAUUGGUCUUCUACUCCACCCCACUUCUGAGUACGCAUCACAAAGAACAAGGGCUGCGAAGGGCUGUUUAUUUGCAAUAUGAUCUCAUGCCGACAGAUAAAUUUGGUAAAACCAUCGAUAGUCUUCUCAAUGAUUGGUCAAAGAUUGUCUAUCUCUAUGCACUUGUGCAUAAUUUUGCAGAAGAAUACAAGAAUGAUAAAUACAAUCUGCAAAACAUUGUAAUGAUCAAAUCAUACACAUAUGCAAGCCUUUUGCUUGGCUAUGGACCCAAUAAGGAGGUCCUCGUGAACAUCUUCUGGUGCACAGAGUCAAAGCAGUUCAAAAUGAUUUUCUCCGGUGGUCAUUCAGCCAUAAAUUCACACUCAAUUAUGCGAGAACAGCUGCAAUCGCAUCUCAAUCGCAACUACAGUCUCACGCAGAUUGUUCACAUUCUCCAUGAGACGUAUCAACCACUAACGUCCAUUGCAAAAUUGCCAACAAUCCCGCAACUUGGCAUUGUGGUAAAUUUACCACGUCCCCAGAAUCCCGUUUUGACUUUCUGUAUCUUCCCACAAUCAUCAACCCUCCUGCGCGUGGAAUACCAAAGCUUGUAUUGCUUGGAGAUUCGUCUGAGGGGUGGAGGACUAAUAUCAAUUCGCGAUGGCGCCUAUAGUCGCUUCGAUCGGUGCAAUGUGCUCCAGGAAUUAAUUCCCACGCAGGGGCUCAAAGCUUUCCUGUCAAAGUACGUGGAUGAAUCAACAGUGUAUCGUCGUCGAUCACAAUCAGAAGAUGACAAUCCACCAUCCCCGAUUGCCAUGGAAGAGAUGCAGGGUGGACCAACAUCCGUUGGGGGAUCAUCUCCAUUCCUCGGACUCCGGGGGCCACAAAGUCCACGAGAUGCUGGAUUGCGCUUUGCCCCACCAAUUACUCCACCAUCGAGUUCAAAUCCCCACACUCCCGCGAGCCCUCACACAAUGGCUUCAGCACAGGGACAUCCUAACUUUAGCAUGACAUCCCCACCGGCUCCGCAUAUGCCACAUCCAUCUCCCAGUGGUAUAAUGCCAUCGUCUCCACUUAAUACGCAACCGAGCCCCAUGGCACACUCACCAGGGCCCAAUAGCUUGUCGUACAUGCAACAGGGUCAUACAACAGAUGGUAGCCCAUUCCCGAAUCUUUCACCGGGAGCGUCAAAUUGGCCGGGAUCCCCCAGUAUGCCACGUCCAUCCCCGCGUUCGGGUCAAAGUCCCGAUCAUAAGCAACAGCAACCAACAACGCCACAUCUAUCACGCGUUCUACCUGCUAGAUCGUGGGCUGGUGCUGUCCCCACGCUUCUCAGUCAUGAAGCUUUUGAUACCCUCUGUCGGCCAUGUCCGCAUCCGCAGAAGGAUAUCCCAGGGCCUGAUUUGAGUCCCCUUGAGAGAUUCCUCGGUUGUGUCUACAUGAAGCGUCAUUUGCAAAGGUUUAUUCAGAAUGAGAUGACCCAGCUCCCAUCGAAUGAACCAGGUGUGGUAUUCUUCAAAGUAGACGGGUUGCAGUGUCAAGUUUUUCUCAAUCAUACCCACAUGCAAUCGCUCCAUAUGAAAGUGAGUCAACUGCAAAAUGUCGGUGUACCAGAUGUGCAUCAAUGGAGUCAGGAGGAUCUACAGAUAAUUGAGCAAUUCUUCGAAUUACGCGUCGCAGCUCCGCCGUACCGGCCAAACUCGAUGUGUGCCUUUAUAAGGAUGAUCAACGUGAAUAUACCGCGUGUACUGAAGGACUUCAUUCAGAUUAUGCGACUUGAACUUAUGCCGGAACUCAUUCAAGGUCUCAAAUGGAAUGUACAGUUUUGCCUACGCGUUCCGCCGUCAGCAAUGCCAAUUGUCCCCACUGGAAUGCCAGCAGUUUUGCCAUUUAGAGGCAAAAUUCUUUUCUUUCUGCAAAUUACACGAAUCCCAUACAUGCAGGGAAUGGAUUGGAAAGAUUGCCUUUCAUUGGUCUUACCGAUGGUGUACGAUACGGGGACGAAUACAACUCAGUUGGCAGAGAGGCGGGAACAGGUGCAAUCGGUAGCAAUGAGUGCUGUUAGUCAUCAAUUGAAGAGAUUUGCAGAGUAUGCUGCACUACAACCCAAUGAAUGCUCCCUUUUCCCAGCUGUCCGUGAUCUUUUGGCUAAUUUAAUUCUCCCAACGGAGCCCCAAUUACCGCCACAGAUACAAAAUCAAAUUGUCCCUUCACCCGUUGGUCCAGUAGGGACGAGUCCCAGUCAAAUGAUGCACUCACCCAUGCAAUCAAUGUCACAGGGAGGCCCAACAACCGGAACGUACAGUAUGGUACCACCGGGAGGUCCUAACUAAAAAAAAAACAUUAAUUUGUAUAAGAAUUUAUUUACUAUUUAUUCUCUAAGUCUUAUCACCACCAGACCAUUUCUUAAAAUACAAAUACAUAAUUAAGGGUUAACCUUUGACCUUUCUAUACUCUUUCGCCCAUCAAAAAAAAAUUCGCUCAAAUACAAAAGAAAUGAAAUUUUUAGUUUUAUCGAAAAUAAAGUAUCUUAAUCUUGAA